AACAUUGACAUUCAGAGUGAGGUGUAGCUCCACUGGUGGUAGAGCUCUCAACAUGGCCGUCUCUGGACCUAAUGAAUACUAUGACAUCACUGACGACAUAAAGCCAAUUGGUACUCCACAGUUUCUGAGUAAUGACAGGUACACUGCCAGGACAGACGUCAUAUCCAGUGGCAUGGUUGGAAAUGUAUUCCACUGCAAUGUCACUAAUUUUGCAUCAAACUUUAGCAGUGUGACUUUGAGAGCUGCUGCUUCAACCAUCACUGGACUAUUGCAAACUGCUCUUACCACUGUCAUGGUGACGUGGACUCCACCACCAGAAGCUGCGGUGAAUGGAUACACAGUACGCUACCGUCUUUCUAGUGGUAAUGGCGAUGAUGGGACUAAAACUGUUCGUCAAGGCUCCACAAGCACUCCAAUCAAUGAUCUCACUAGCAGAGAGACAUACACCUUUUCAAUUGAGGCUACUGCGAGCAACAUGCUACCUGGAGUAUCGGAGGAGAUGAGUAUUACACUGGCAAUGACACACCAAUGUACUAUUAAAUAUGCUGAUAGUCUCCAGUCAUCUGGUUCAACUGGUAUGAUUGUUGGAGUGGUGAUAGGCCUACUUGGUGUAGCAGUGGGUGUCUCUGGACUCAUCGGUGGAGCAGUUAUUGCCAAAAGACACAGACCAGCUGAGGCCAAGGCAACAGGGGCCAACCCAGCGCAUGGUAUGAGUGGUCCUCAUGGGAAACCAGCAGAGACUGGAGGAGUUUAUGACAUUCUUAAGUACACCUAGCCACCAUCUGGGGCUGAGGGGGUUUAUGAGGGUGUCUAUUGACAUAACCCCUACGUACAGCUACUUAGUAUACAGUAUAAUAAUGUAUGUUUUGAGUCCAUGUAGUGACAUGCAUUCUGUGUGGGCCUUUUUAUAAAAAGUGCAAGUAUUGUGUGAC
This is a messenger RNA of Geodia barretti, 932 nucleotides long. Lineage: Eukaryota; Metazoa; Porifera; Demospongiae; Tetractinellida; Geodiidae. The record is from the annotation of a GenBank genome assembly.